Molecule: messenger RNA, 1647 nt
Organism: Trichoderma gamsii
Lineage: Eukaryota; Fungi; Ascomycota; Sordariomycetes; Hypocreales; Hypocreaceae
Exons: 3
Coding region: 1-1647 (548 amino acids)
Biological process (GO): nucleoside metabolic process
Molecular function (GO): catalytic activity; protein binding
Source: RefSeq, a predicted model, not a curated record
AUGGAUGAAAGGCAAUUGAGACACGAUGAGUAUACCAUCGGGUGGAUUUGUGCGCUGCCGCUUGAGCAAACAGUAGCAAUGCACAUGCUCGAUGAGAGGCAUAGAGAUCUCCACAAUCCGGCGAAUGAUGAGAAUACCUAUACUCUUGGAAAAAUCGGCGCACACAACGUUGUUAUUGUCGGCCUACCCAUGGGCAGAAUUGGUACCAAUGACUCAGCAGCGGUUAUAACUAGAAUGGCAUCUACUUUUCCUAAUAUUAAGUUCGGCAUGAUGGUAGGGGUUGGCGGGGGUAUUCCUAACAAAACACGACUCGGAGAUGUGGUCAUUUGCUCUGCCCUCGGGACGAAUGCCGGAGUCGUUCAGCAUGAUAUGGGCAAAGCUCAUGCUGGUGGUCAAUUUGAAACGAGAGGAUACCUAUGUGGCCCACCGACAGCUGUGCUUACAGCUUUGACAAAAUUCCAGGCUGACCCACGGACUCGGAGAGAGAUGCGCAGCCAUCUUAAAAAAUUGACAGCAAUGUCUGAUAUUGAUGAAAGCUAUCUGAAGCCGGACUCCCUGGAAGAUCUUUUGUUUGAGUCUGAUUAUAGUCAUGCGAAUAUGCGCAAAGACUGCUCCGAUUGCGAUAAGAGCAGGAUUAUACAAAGAGAGCCCAGACUUGUCGAUUUCAAGAUUCACUAUGGACUGAUCGCAUCAGGCAAUACAAUAGUCAAGGAUGCCAAGGUUCGAGACAAACUCUGCAAGAGAUAUAACGACAACCUCUUCUGUAUAGAGAUGGAGGCCGCAGGACUCAUGAAUAACUUUCCCUGUGUUGUUAUUCGAGGGAUAUGCGACUAUGCAGACUCGCACGCAAACGAUAAGUGGCAAAACUAUGCUGCGGCAGUUGCAGCAGCAUGUACAAAGGCCCUCUUGGGAGUAGUGCCUGAGCGCGAAGUCCGCGGGCUUCAGUCAAUACAAGAUUCAAUCACUUCUAGCAGUGUUAGAGCUUCCAAGGAGUAUAAUUUGCAGCAUCAGGCGGCUAAUUCUCCUCCGCUCACGCCCAAGAAACCUCAGGGCGCUACAGAACCUGCACCCCAGAUAAUAGGAUGUCCAGAGGCGAUUUGGUACAACAAUUCUCCAGACGCGGCCCAUCCGAAACUUGGAGAAACGUUGUACGAUGCCAACGAUUUAACUCGGCCGCAAACACCACCUCAAUCACCAAAGCUUGAGAAUCAUGAGAAACAACCUCAUCCAGAUGAUGGUCCUAGCCUUCCGCGCAGGAACACAGACUUUGGUUCAACACAGCCUCUGCUAAGCGGCGAUGUCUCUGCUCCACUCACAAUCUUACAAAAGAAACGAAGUAAUACCUUCCCUAAUACGGAUCCUGCAGUUUUUUUCGAUGCAAUUGAGGAAGGAGAUAUCACCACUAUAAAAAGAGAGCUAAAGAACGGCACCAAUGUGGAAAUAAUUGAUGAGUUUGGCCGCACACCUCUGUGGCGUGCCGUGGAAAUUGGUAACCGGCAUGUUAUCCAAUUACUUCUUGAUAAUGAUGCGAAUGUUGAGGCGAAAAAUUUGCGUGGGGGGAAUAUCUUGGAUUGGGCGCUGAAGAAAGGCAAAGAAGAUAUUGUUAACAUGGUUCUUGCGAAAAUGGAUGCAAAAGUCAAGGCAUGA